This is a messenger RNA of Porites evermanni, 807 nucleotides long. Lineage: Eukaryota; Metazoa; Cnidaria; Anthozoa; Scleractinia; Poritidae. The record is from the annotation of a GenBank genome assembly.
AUGGCCUCCGCUCUUCCAAACUUCGAUCCUUUUGAUAUCCAUGCUGAUGGUGCAAUCGCUCAGCGCUGGCGAAAGUGGAUCAAACGUCUUGAAAAUCUGUUCGUCGCUGUUGCCAUCACUGAUAAGAAAAUACAGCGAGCUUUGCUUCUUUACUACGCCGGAGAAGAGGUGUGUGAGAUUUUUGAAACUUUAAUGGACACAGGUGACGAUUUUGCAACGGCGAAAGAAAAGCUCACGGAAUAUUUCGAUCCGAAGAAGAAUGUCGAGUAUGAAAUUUACACGUUUCGGCAAGCCCGACAGAACCCAGGCGAGUCCAUGAAUGCAUUUCACUCUCGUUUGCGUCAAUUAUCUGCUACUUGUGAAUUUGAUGACGUCGACAAGGAAAUUAAAUCGCAGAUUAUUUUAUCCUGUUCAUCACAGCGUCUUCGUCGCAAGGCUUUGAGAGAUACGACCAUGACACUUGAGACCUUAUUGAAUGAGGCACGAGCUCUGGAAAUCUCGGAAACGCAAGCAAAGGAUAUCGAAUCGGCGGGAAAUGCGGCUAACGCUGUGCUUCCUACUCCAUCACAGCCAAAGAAAAAUUGUUUCAAUUGCGGUGGAAUUUGGCCACACGACUCGAAGACUGGUUGUCCCGCGCGAAAUCGCAAGUGCAACGGCUGUCAUAAAUAUGGUCACUAUGAGAAAUGCUGCACGCAAAAGUCACGUGAGACCCGAAACUCCCGGAAAGGAAAGCAGCCCCGUGGACGUGGUAAUCCCAAGGAAAAGAAAAAACAAAAUGUUAACCGAUUGAAAGCAGAAUGUGAGUAA